UCAGCGUCGGCGUCCGCGGGCUGCCGCGGGGCGGGGAGCGUUGGACCCGAGCGCGGGGCUCGGCGGCGGGGCGGCUCGGCCGCUCACACUCAUGAGGAGCCGCAAGGGGGCUGGUGCUGCCGCCGCCCUCAGACCCUCUCUCCAGCUCCCAGGUGGCGUGCGCUGCUCGGCGCGGCUGCGGGCCCGGAGCUGCGCCGCCCGCUGCGCCUCCCCGCAGGACGCCAGGCCCGCCAGCCAGCCCAGCCUGGCCCGGCGCACCCCUAAGAAGUUCAAGUCCGACAGAGGCCCCCCGGGGAAGGCGCCGGCCCAGAGAGCCGCCCCCCGAGGGCUCCCCGAGGCCCGCUGCCGCUCGGAGCCCCGCGACUGCGCGGGCGUCGGGAAUGGGGCGGGCGCCCCGCAGCCCCGCGCGGGGAGCCCCGGGCCGCCCCUGGCGCCCCUGGACCCCAGCGCCCUCCUGGACGACGACAGCAACCAGCCGCUGCCCGUCGGCCGCUUCUUCGGCAACAUGGAGCUCAUGCAGGACCUGCCGCCCGCCGCGGCCCCCUGCCCGCCCCUGAGCAGACGCGAGCUCCGGAAGCUGCACUUCCGAGCCAAGGACGACGACGACGACGACGACGAGGACGCCGCCGAGAUGUAGGUGCGGGUGAGGCCCGCCCGGUCCUGCGGGGCUCAGGGCGCGGGACCCGCGAGCGCCGGACACGCGUCCCCCCGGCCUCCGCGUCCUGGCCAGUUUCUUGCCCAUUCUCAAGAUCCGACCCUCGCGGGCGAACACGGCGCCCGUCCUUAAAGAACCUUUCCUGCGUGCAUCCGGUUCGUGCUUGCCGCGGGGGUCCGCCCGGUACCCGUGGGAAAGGGGUGUGCGCAGCCCCCGCCUCUGCCCCUCUCCUGGGGCGCGGGGCCGCCUGAACCCCGGGGCCGGGGCCGGUUCCCGCGGCUGCCCCGUCUCCAGGCACUGGCCCUGCCCCAGAAGGUUCUCAGGCCGGCCCAGGACAGGCGGCCGGAGCCGCCAAGCGCCUGACCCACACGCCCCCUCCGUGCUGCUGGCGGCCGAAUGGUCCGUUUCUUAAAUCGUCGACCCCCUUUAUUUGGAUCCGUCUGAGUAUAAGCUUGCCGGCUGACACAUUUAUUUUCAAAAUAAUCUUUAUUGCUCAUUCUGUUUAUAAAACAAUAUCGUAUAAAAAAAUAUCACAAAA
This is a messenger RNA of Sorex araneus (European shrew), 1193 nucleotides long. It is a transcript of the gene C5H1orf174, whose product is annotated as chromosome 5 C1orf174 homolog. Bases 92 to 637 code for a protein of 181 amino acids. The transcript is spliced from 4 exons. NCBI's taxonomy places the organism in Eukaryota, Metazoa, Chordata, Mammalia, Eulipotyphla, Soricidae. The record is from RefSeq and is a predicted model, not a curated record.